Messenger RNA from Propithecus coquereli (Coquerel's sifaka), 749 nucleotides. RefSeq names its product complexin 1 (gene CPLX1). Gene Ontology annotation, cellular component: SNARE complex; terminal bouton. Bases 198 to 602 code for a protein of 134 amino acids. Lineage: Eukaryota; Metazoa; Chordata; Mammalia; Primates; Indriidae. Gene Ontology annotation, molecular function: syntaxin binding. Gene Ontology annotation, biological process: synaptic vesicle exocytosis; neurotransmitter transport; regulation of neurotransmitter secretion. The record is from RefSeq and is a predicted model, not a curated record. The transcript is spliced from 4 exons.
CCUCCAUGUGACGCGCCCUCCCCGCCGUGCCCUUCAGCCGCCGCCGCAGUUCGCGCGGUGCCACAUGGACCCUGCCGGCCCGAGCGCGCCCCGCCGCUGACCGCGCGCCCGGCCUUGGGAAGGAAGAGGACUCCUGGCUACACUUGAAUGUGAAUUCUGACCCUUGGCGAAGUCGCUGAGGAGUCCGAGCCAUCGUCAUGGAGUUCGUGAUGAAACAGGCCCUGGGAGGGGCCACCAAGGACAUGGGAAAGAUGCUCGGGGGUGACGAGGAGAAGGACCCAGAUGCGGCCAAGAAGGAGGAGGAGCGCCAGGAGGCCCUGCGCCAGGAGGAGGAGGAACGCAAGGCCAAGUACGCCAAGAUGGAGGCGGAGCGAGAGGUCAUGCGUCAGGGCAUCCGCGACAAGUACGGCAUCAAGAAGAAGGAGGAGCGCGAGGCGGAGGCCCAGGCCGCCAUGGAGGCCAACUCGGAGGGCAGCCUGACACGGCCCAAGAAGGCCAUCCCGCCGGGCUGCGGGGACGAGCAGGAGGAGGAGGAUGAGAGCAUCCUGGACACGGUGAUCAAGUACCUGCCCGGGCCGCUGCAGGACAUAUUCAAGAAGUAACGCGGCGCCGCAGCCGCGGGACCCCGGAGCCCCCGCCCCCGCCCGCCCCGUAAGACCCUCCGCGGAGACCCCGAAGGGAUGUCGGGAGCCCAGUGCAGCCCCCACGCCGAUAUAAGCCAUAGCUCUAGGUCUGUCCUUCCCGCGCCC